AUGGCUCUGCCUUAUUCAUUACUUGACCUCAAAAAUAAUAUAGCGCCACCACGAAUCCUCUGCAACGACCUCAUUGCAGAAAUUCUACCAUGGCUUCCGGUGAAAUCUCUUGUUCGGUUCAUGUGCGCAUCCAAAUCCUUAAGAUCCUUGAUCAAAUCCUUAAUCUCAAAUCCAAGUCUUGUGAAAUUGCAACUGGAGAGGUCAAGAUCACACGUAAAUGCCAACCUCUUGUGUGAGAUGAGGGACUCUUUGGUACAUCACAUUCCUCUUUUCCGCUCUUCUAUGGAGAACCCAUCAUCAUCCGCCACUCUCGUCGUUCAUCCAUCCCAUGAACAUCGCAUCAUUGGUUCCUGCAAUGGGUUGAUUUGUUAUGCAAUCAGUAGUCCUUCACGUGAAAAAUAUGUGUUCUAUUUGUGGAACCCAGUUACUGGGUUAACAGCCAAACAUUCUCCCCCACUAUUACUUCAUUAUCACUUUGUUUCUACGUUUGGUUUUGGCUAUGAUCGCUUAUCAGACACUUACAAGGUGGUAGUACCUAUUUACAGUGAUCAUUGUAUAAAUAGUUCUUUUUUAGUCCGGGUGAAAGUUUGUAACAUGGGUGAUGCUCGUUGGAGAAACAUUCAAUUGCCUAUUACCUGCCUCCAUUUGAUAACCCCAUAUGGUUUAUAUUUGAGGGGUACUCUUAGUUGGUUAACAUUUCACCCCUCUCGUGAGAAUCAAUAUCUGGGUAUUUCACUUGAUCUAACCAACGAGACAUUUACACAUUUCAUGUUGCCUCCUUAUCAUGAUGUUGUUGGUCCAAUGCUAGAGAAUUUGGGGACUUUUAAUGAUUCUUUAUCCUUCUCUUAUAACUCCAUGACCCAUUUUGUUGCAUGGCAAAUGAAGGAGUUGGGAUAUCAGAAUUCAUGGACUCAGUUAUUUAGAAUUGAAACUAAUUAUCUAAAUAUUAACUCUCCAAUGUUGCGCUUGACUCCGAAUGGUGGUAUUCUCAUAAUGUCAAAAUAUGGAAAGUAUGCACUAUUGUACAAUCAAAGAGAUAAUCAACAAGAGUAUGUUAAGAUUUCCGCCGACAUAAGACACAUCUUUGAUAUGGAUUACACACCAACCCUGGUUUCACCUUGUUCAAGUUAA
Messenger RNA from Cajanus cajan (pigeon pea), 1131 nucleotides. RefSeq names its product F-box/kelch-repeat protein At3g23880. Gene Ontology annotation, molecular function: protein binding. The record is from RefSeq and is a predicted model, not a curated record. NCBI's taxonomy places the organism in Eukaryota, Viridiplantae, Streptophyta, Magnoliopsida, Fabales, Fabaceae.